CGUUACAACGCUGGUGGGUGGAGUCAUCGGGAAUCCGGCCCCUGUCGGAGGUGACAAAACACCAUAAAGCCGAUACCGUGGGCCAUCUCCGACCGAAUUUGAGCAUCACCGCGCCGGGCUCCACAGCAGCUCAAUUUGACCCUGUACUUUUUCUCUGAAGCGAGCUACUACCAGAGUUUCGGUAUCAACUCAGCCUCAAUUAUAAUGUCAAUAGUCAUGGGUACAGGCAAGAGAAUGACAAAUGCCACUCCAAAGCAUACAAAUAAAAUGCAUAUAUAAGUCCUCGACGCCCUUCUCCUUGAACCAUGAACUCAUCAUCGUCAUCGUUGUUAAAAGCCUUGAUAUCAGGCUCAUCCUAGAAAAUGGCUGUCCGAUCCCAACUUUUCCCUCCCUCUCCUACCUUCACAGAAUCUUCCCUUCCCUCGUUGGGCUCCAGAGUGUACAUCAUCACUGGCGCAACAUCUGGAGUUGGUCUGGAGUUGGCCAAAAUCCUCUAUUCCCGCUCAGCGAUUGUUUACAUAGCUGCGCGCAACUACUCCAAGAUCGCGUCGGCUAUAAAAGAGGUGCAGUCGGCGUUUCCUGAUUCGACAGGACGUCUUGAGUCGCUAUGUGUUGAUCUUUCCGAUCUCGCAAGUAUCAAGCCUGCAGCUCAGCGAUUUCUUGCCAAAGAACCAAGACUCGAUGGCCUUGUGCUCAAUGCUGGUGUUAUGAUGCCUCCUGAGGGUAGCAAGACCGAGCAUGGGCAUGAGUUGCAGAUGGGAACGAACUGUUUGGGCGGAUAUCUACUGUCGCGACUUCUUGAAGAGCUUCUGAUAAAGACCACGGUUGUCGCAGACGAGGGAACCGUUCGAGUUGUAUGGCUUGCAAGUACUCUUCAGAUGGGCACGCCCAAGGGAGGCCUUGUCUGGGACGAUGUCAAGAAGGAACCGAAAGUAGUCAAGGACCAAAUGGAGAACUACAUGAUGAGCAAGGCCGGCAAUCUUCUCUUAGCCCACGAGACUUCUCAGAGAUUGGGAUCGCAAGGAAUUAUAUCAGUGGCUGUCAACCCGGGGUUCUUGAAGACGGAGCUUCAGCGCCAUAUGCCGGGACCUGUAUCUUUCAUGAUGGGACUCAUGUUUAAAGCGCCCAAAUUUGGAGCUUAUAGUGAGCUGUUCGGACUGCUAUCACCAGAUAUCACCGCCGAUAAUAACGGAGCCUUGAUCUACCCAUGGGGUCGCAUCGGAUGCAUCCCAGAUGACAUCAAGGUGUCUUUGAAGAACGGACAAGAGGGAGGCACUGGCCUCGCAAAAGCUUUCGCUGACUGGUGCGAGAGAGAAACCCAUCAGUACAAGUAG
Fusarium redolens is the source of this 1334-nucleotide messenger RNA. RefSeq lists its product as uncharacterized. NCBI's taxonomy places the organism in Eukaryota, Fungi, Ascomycota, Sordariomycetes, Hypocreales, Nectriaceae. The transcript is spliced from 3 exons. The record is from RefSeq and is a predicted model, not a curated record. Bases 363 to 1334 code for a protein of 323 amino acids.